GAGAGAGAGAGAAAGGAGCUCUGUCGCUUCUGAACCAUGGUAAAGGGUACCUAAUACCCUGGUGUCAAGAGUAUGAAGUUAAUAACUGCAAAUAAUUCAUAACAAUUUAGGUUAGAAAUUAAUAUUCUAAUAUGUGUAGAUAAAUAAUUACUGCCAAAAAACUCAUAUAUUACGCAAGAACCUUUUGUUAUUCACUCUCGCGGUAAUCGGUGUAACUAUGUUUGACCCUCUCGAGAUACCGUUGUUAGGAGUCCGGAAGUAUGUGGAGCAGGACAAGAAGAAAGUUGUCCCAUUAUUAAGUCGACUAACAAUGAUAUUUUCAUUCGAAAUGAAUGUGGAUUUCAUUCACACAUCUUCCAUGAAUCACUAUCUUUCACACUACUCCUGAGCAGUGAAGCCUGAAUGUCUACGAAGAUCCAAGCAGCCAAAAUGAGUCCUGAGGAGUCAGGCAAGGACGUGGACAUGUGCUCGUCCCUCCGGUGCCUAGGCUACCUGUCCAGUCUAAAUCUGCUGGUAGCUGUAUGUCUGGGCAUGUAUGUGCGGUGGGAGCACACCUCUGAACCAACCAUCUUGGUCAUCUUCAUCCUGGGCCUCUUUGUCUUGGGUAUUUCCAGCAUCCUGCACUAUUACUUCUCCAUGGAUUGGGCUAGCCUGAGCCUGUUCCACCUGUGGUUUGGUUUCCUGCAGGGCCUCCUGUGCUUCCUCAAUAGCCCUUCUCUGGAGACUGACGUAAAAGAGCAGGUCACAAGCUACCUGUUGCUGGCUAGUGUGGCUGUGCGGUCACUAUGGGCCCUGACUGAACGCAUGUGUGACAGUCCCAGCUACCAGAGGGGUGUGCUCACCUCGGCAGAGCUGCAUGAACUCCUGGGCUUUGCUAUUGCCAGCACCUCUAUGGUGCUGCACAAGUCUGGCGCGGUCAUUGCUCUGCUGGCUGCUCUGGCGGCCAUCAUCAUCGACUUGCGCAUGAAGUCUCUGCUGGCCCUUCCUAACCUGGUCUUCUUUUCUGUAGUCAUCUCUGUUACCUUCUUCCAGGCUCUAAGAGUCCAUACUAACCCCUUCGCCUUAGGCUGCUACCUGGGCCGGCUCAUUUGCGAGCCUCUCCUGGACGUCUACUUCAGUGGGCUGUCUGUGACCGAGCGCUGGAUGCCUUUCCUGCUGACUGGCCGGCUGUGGCGAAGGCUCUCUCUGCUGCCGCUGGCCGUUGCAGAGAUGACAUUCUUUGUGCUGUGUGCCUUAAAGCUGAGUGACCUGCAGUUCUGGUACCUAGUCAUCCCUGGCUUCUGUGUGUUCGGCCUCUUCUGGAUCCUGUGCCACAUGGUGUUACUGAUCACAGUGUGGGGUUUCCACACCAAGCUUAGCGAGUGCCAGAAGGUCCGAGCUGCCCAGCGGUCAGACGUUCGCACCAUUGACAGGGUCAUGGCCUCUAGGGGGAUGCGCCAUUUCUGCCUGAUCUCUGAACGCCUUGUGUUCUUCAGUCUGGUCUCUACUGCCAUACUAGGGGCUGUCUCAUGGCAGUUAUCCAACGCUCUCUUCAUGAGCAUGUUCCUCAUGGUGCUCUCUUUGGAGUCUCUGGCACACGGGCUCUUCCAUGAGUUGGGGAACUGCCUGGGAGGGACUUCUGUGGGAUACGCUGUGAUCGUUCCUAUCAAUUUCUGCAGCGUGGACGGGCAACCGGCACUGCUGCCCCAUGAGCAGGUUCUGGAGCUGAACGCGCGCUCCACGGCCAUGCUCAGUGCUGUGCAGCGCCUCUUCUCGCACCACCUGGUCCAGACGUUUGGCUGCGACUACUCCACCAGCGGCCUGGCCCUGGAGGCACUGCAAGCCAAGCUGCGCUCCUUCCUGGAGCUGCGCACGGCAGACGGCCCGCGCCACGACACCUACCUCAUCUACUACAGUGGCCACACACUGCCCAGUGGAGACUGGGCCCUCGCAGGUGGUGACUGCCUGCGCUUGGAGCAGAUCCUAGAUAUGUGGAAGGAGCGCAACGUCGGCUUCUCCUCCCGCCUCCUCCUGGUACUGGACACGGCGAAUGCCAUGCCGUGGGUGAAGGCGGUGCGCAGGGUGGAGGGCCUGUACGUGGCCGUGCAGGGCGCCGAGCUGAGUCCCGCGGGGGAUGCCGAGAGCCAGAACGGGCCCCGCCUGGGUGACUUCACCUCCGAGUGGGUGGAGUACAACUGCAACCCAGACAGUGGUGUGCAGUGGUCAGAGCAAGGCCGGCUAGUCACCGCCACGUACGGCGUGUCCAAGUGCUGGAGCGACUACACCCUGCACCUGCCCACGGGCUGCGACGUAGCCAAGCACUGGAAGACCUACUUCCCUCGGGCCACCUACCCGCUAGUGACUGUGGCCAACUGGUGCUGUGGGCUCAACCUGCUGUGGCUGUGCAGUGCCUGCUUGCGCUGCAUCCGAAGACUCAAACUGGUCUGGUUUCCCCCAACAGUGCUGGACACGGGCCAGGGAAUCAAACUGGUGCGGUCGUAGACCAAAGCCUCUGGUGCAAUGUGCUACAUUUACACAGAACGCAUGCCUUAUUUUAUAUGCCUUCUCUUCUGCUGUCUGGGUUGGUUUAAAAGAUUCAGAAAAGCUUAAAAAUAUGUAUAUGACUACCAGUUAGCAUCAUGCUGGCUAACUGGUGGUCAUAAGGUAACUUUUCCUAUUAGUUGUCUUAGCCUCGUAAGCACAAAAUAUGUAAUGGCUAAUUACGUACAGUUGAGGUAAGUGAUACAUUUGUCUAAAUUUCCCUGAACCAUUGUUUUUAAGUGCUCUUUCUUUAGCUUUGCCUUUGGUCUCUUAGAAGUCAGUGCUUCAGCAUGUUGAAAUUGUGCUGUCUCUGCGUGCCUUACAUAGCCACUGCUCUUCCCGUCCUGGAUUGAAACAGGGCAUCUGUGGAUGCACUAAGAUCAAAGUUUUGUGCCAGUGCUGAUUAUUCCUAUUGUCUAAACUGACCAAGACCAAUGCCAAUUGCUAUCAACUGCAGUGAAAAAUAUGAAGGAUAGUAGAUAACAUCAAUCAGGUUUAGCAAUUUAUUGCUGUUAAAAUCAGCAUAGUGUUCUUUUGGUUUAUUCUUAUUAGUCAACUGUAUGAUUUGGAUAUAGAUAAUUACACUGGUAGUAAAUGUCAGUGAAACUACCAUUAAAUCCACACAAUAUUAGAUUUUUAUAUUGGAUUAUUUUAGAAAGUACCAAUAUAAUACCGCCUCUCCAUUAUUGUGUAGCAAUCAGGGUCGUGGAAUGGUCGUAGGUUCCUCAGUAGCUGACUUUUACGUGCCUUGGACUAUGCUCCCACACAAACAUGUAAUAUGAUUUGUAUUUAUUUCAAGUGCCUUUUUUUGUGUGGGGGUGGUUGAUUUAAAGUGAUUAUCAGAAGCCUAUGUUUGUUUUUUUUCCUAUAAUAAAAGUUUAAUAAAAUAUGA
Messenger RNA from Electrophorus electricus (electric eel), 3412 nucleotides. RefSeq names its product transmembrane protein 168a (gene tmem168a). The record is from RefSeq and is a predicted model, not a curated record. NCBI's taxonomy places the organism in Eukaryota, Metazoa, Chordata, Actinopteri, Gymnotiformes, Gymnotidae.